AUGGCGGACCUGGUGACGUGUCAGCCGGCAAAACAGAACAUGGAUCGGGUUCUAGUUUGCUUUCCGCCCGCGGGGGCGACGGCGUCGUGCUUUAAUGGAGAUUUCACGCGCGCCGUCGACGCGCGAUGCUUCGCCGUCGACAAACCAUGCCGGUGGAGGCGAUGCGUUCCGGAGGUAGAAACUCUGAGAUGGAGUGUUGUCGAUUUUGCGAGAGAUGUUGCGCGUCGCAUCGUCGAACAUGGGUGCGUCUCGAAAGGUGAAUCGCUUUAUUUGUACGGACAUAGCGCCGGAGCGUGGAUCGCGUUUGAAUGCGCUCGAGCGCUCGGCGAGCGCGUCUCGGGCGUGUACGUGUCGGCCGCCAGAGCGCCAUGUUUGGGGCACUGGCUCAACGAUACCGACGUCGAGACGCCUCGACUGUCAGAGUUGGAAACUGACGACGCAUUUUGGGCAGCGUUCGAGCGGCGCUACGGCGUGAGUGACGAGUUACGAUGCGUGUCCACGUCGUUGAUCGCUCCCUUUCGAGAGGACUUCCGAAUGAGCGAAUCGUAUGAGGGAUCGACCGAGAAAGUACACGUGCCUUUGACGGCGAUCGGUAUCGAAAAUGACACGCGAACGACACGCGAAAUGAUUGCGCGAUGGUCUGAGCACACCACGGGCGCGUUUUGCAGCCGCUGGUGGGACGGCGGCGGCGCACAUCCGCAUCGCGCCCUCAUCGCGAAACCUCUCGAGUUUGCAUCCUUCUUGUCGAACGAAGUCUUCUUUGUUUGA
Molecule: messenger RNA, 768 nt
Organism: Ostreococcus lucimarinus CCE9901
Lineage: Eukaryota; Viridiplantae; Chlorophyta; Mamiellophyceae; Mamiellales; Bathycoccaceae
Exons: 1
Coding region: 1-768 (255 amino acids)
Biological process (GO): lipid biosynthetic process
Source: RefSeq, a predicted model, not a curated record